CCCUGCUGCCACCCCAGAGCUGGCACAGCCCAGGGCCAGUGGCCUCUUGCCCACCUGGGCUUUGGGAGGGGAGGAAUUCCUGCUCAGGGCUGUGCUGGUCCCGGUGUCACUCCCAGCAGGGUGGCAGAGGCUGUGUCCCUGCCUGGGGACAAAUCUCACCUGCCUGGCCUCGCUCCUGUCUGCAGCAGAGUGGCUUAAAAACCAAACAAAAACAACACUGGUGAAAAGAUGGAUCUGCCUCCAGUCCUGGCUGGGAUGGGAGAGCUGCCCCCUUCCCAGGGGGAAUUGCACAAGUGAUUUCCAUUUGUUGCCCCACAGGCCUCGGCCCAGUACAACACAGGUUCUUUUUUGGGGAAAAAACCUCCACACAACUUUGAAUCCUUCUGGAGCCCAUCCUCAGCUGACCCCAAACCUGCUCUGGGGCUGCUUUGAUGUUUAUCAGAGCAAUCUUGGCCAGCCAGGGUGUUCUUCUUUGCUUUUUCCUGGGAUUCCAGGGGCUGCUUUCCCUGGUGCUGUCUGUGGCAGCUGCAGGUGGAGCUCCCCUGGGGCUCUGGAGGUGGCUCAGGAGCCCUGGCUGUGGUGUGGGGAGGCUGGGCUGGCUCUCACAGCGUGUCUCUGCAGUGGGACAUCCCCUGGGGCUCAGGAGGUGGCUCAGGAGGUGGCUCAGGAGGUGGCUCUGGAGCUCUGGAGCCCUGGCUGUGGUGUGGGGAGGCUGGGCUGGCUCUCACAGCGUGUUCCUGCAGUGGGAUGUCCCCUGGGGCUCUGGAGGUGGCUCUGGAGGUGGCUCUGGAGGUGGCUCAGGAGGUGGCUCAGGAGGUGGCUCUGGAGCUCUGGAGCCCUGGCUGUGGUGUGGGAUGGCUGGGCUGGCUCUCACAGCGUGUUCCUGCAGUGGGACAUCCCCUGGGGCUCUGGAGGUGGCUCAGGAGGUGGCUCAGGAGGUGGCUCAGGAGGUGGCUCUGGAGCUCUGGAGCUCUGGCUGUGGUGUGGGGAGGCUGGGCUGGCUCUCACAGCGUGUCUCUGCAGUGGGACAUCCCCCCUGGCCUGCCUGAAUGCCAUGCUGCACACCAACUCCCGUGGUGAGGAGGGCAUCUUCUACAAGGUCCCAGGCCGCAUGGGCGUCUACACCCUCAAGUUUCGUCCCGCCUGGCGCCGGCAGCCCCCGCCCAGCCCGGCUGCCCCUCGCCAUCCAUCCCUGCCAAGGGCCUCUCCUCCUCCCAGAAACACAGCAAGAAGGCUCUCAAACAGGCCCUGAAGCAGCAGCAGCAGAAGCAGCAGCAGCAGCAGCAGAAGCAGCAGCAGCAGCAGCAGCAGCAGCAGUGCCGGGCAGGAAUGGCUCCGGGAAUGGGGCCGGGAAUGGCGCUGCCCUCCAGCCAGCACGUCCUGCUCAAGGCCAAGGGCGCCGCGCCCGGGAAGUCGGGCUGGGAAGGGAAGCAGGAUGGACAUUCCAGCAGCCCCCCAAACUCCACAUCCAGCUCCUCGCCCUCGGUGAAGCUGGAGAACUCCCUGCCAGGGCUGGGCAAGAAACCCUUCCCGAGAUCCGACAGGCUCCACGCACGGCAGCUGAAGAGAGCGCGCUGCGCCGACAUCGACGUGGAGACCCCGGACUCCAUCCUGGUGAACACCAACCUGCGGGCUCUGAUCAACAAACACACCUUCUCCCUGCUGCCUGCCGAGUGCCAGCAGCGCCUGCUGCUGCUGCUGCCCGACGUCGACAGACAGGUGAGGGCUGCAGGGACCCUGCGAGCCCGGGGAGAGAGAACCCAGCCCAGGGGGAGCUCCCUGUGGCCUUCCAGGACCUGAAGGGCCUGAGGGACGGGAGCCAGGGAAUGGCUCCCCACUGCCAGAUGGGAUUUGGGGCAGGAA
This is a messenger RNA of Parus major (Great Tit), 1863 nucleotides long. RefSeq names its product putative Polycomb group protein ASXL2. Gene Ontology annotation, molecular function: peroxisome proliferator activated receptor binding; chromatin binding. The transcript has 5 exons. Bases 1330 to 1800 code for a protein of 156 amino acids. NCBI's taxonomy places the organism in Eukaryota, Metazoa, Chordata, Aves, Passeriformes, Paridae. Gene Ontology annotation, cellular component: PR-DUB complex. Gene Ontology annotation, biological process: animal organ morphogenesis; positive regulation of transcription by RNA polymerase II. The record is from RefSeq and is a predicted model, not a curated record.